GGGGGGUUGUUACCUCCCGCCUGAAAGCAGCUGCUUAGGAAUGUCUCAUGAGACCAGGUAGGACGUUUCGGGAGCUUUUUGCCAGCCCAAAGCAGCUGGAGAGGUUGAGUCGAUGCCCUCCAGUCGUUUUGCCCGAUUGAACCGUUACGAGAUGAAACCUGCAAACCAGCUUAUCUCUCAGAGCAUGACACCUGUAUUUGAGCGACUACAGAGAGGGAAACAGGGACGUGCAGAUGUGUUUGUGUGUGUUGGGAUUAUGUCCUAAAUACACAGAAUUACACAGGUGUUGCUCCAGGAUUAUGCAAAGUCUCCUGCUGAAUAUAGUAACUAUAGGAUUAAAGGGAGGAACUCAAGUCAAGUGAAUGGCAGCACUUUAUCUUUUACAAAUUAAGCCAGAUCAAGUGUAAUCACACCCGCGGUAAAAAAAAAAAAAAUUGAAUCAGCCAUUCCAGGGUUUGAUAGGGGUUAGGGUUAACUAUUUUUAGGUAAACUGGGGAUAGGUUCGUAAACACUAACAAAAUCCAUCACUCAGCGCCAAGUGGAAUAACUUCUGCUCCCUUGUUGUGGACUUUGCUCCGACCUGAAGUACACAGAGUGACUAUUACAGCCUCUGAAAGGCUUAUUCAGCUUCCAUAAUGAGACGCUCGAGCACAGACGAGACUCCGUACCGGCGCAGUCCGUCUCUGGACAGCAAACCCGACACGCCGCCGUUCACUUCUGGCUUUCACCGCUUCAGCGGGGAGUUUGAGUACAAGCGGCCGCCGUUUGCGUUCGGCUUCCACACGACAAAAGAGCCGCAGGCGUCCAAGGGGCGCUACGCCCAGGGGAAGAAGUAUGUGGUGUUUUACCUGGACCUCUCCUUCAUAUUCCUCCUAGAACUGCGGCGCUGCAGGAUGGCCGAGGGUUGCAUGAUGGCCCUGCGAUAUGGAAUGGUCUUCUUCAACCUCCUUUUCUGGUUGGGAGGAUGUGGCAUACUGGGGGUGGGAGUCUGGCUCUCCGUGACCCAGGGAAACUUUGCCACCCUAUCAUCAUCCCUUCCCUCCUUGUCGGCAGCCAACCUGCUCAUCGCAGUGGGGACCAUCAUCAUGGUGAUCGGCUGUUUGGGCUGUGUGGGAGCUGUCAAAGAGAGCCGUCCUUUGCUGCUGACGUUCUUCAUCCUCCUCUUGCUCAUCUUCUGCCUGGAGAUUCUGUCUAUCAUGCUUUUCUUCAUCUACCAAGACGAGAUCGAUCACUACGCCCAGAGGGAUCUGAAGAAGGGCCUCCAGCUCUUUGGCACAGAGGGAAACGUGGGUCUGACCAACGCCUGGAUGAUAGUACAAACUGAUUUUCGCUGCUGUGGAGUAACCAACCACACAGACUGGUUCGAGGUUUACAAUGCCACCCGUGUGCCAGACUCCUGCUGCCUGGAGUACAGCGACAACUGUGGCCUGGACAACCCAGGAACAUGGUGGACAGCGCCGUGCUACGAGCGUGUAAAGGACUGGCUUAAUGAGAACCUGGUGGCCCUUUGGAUCUUUGCUCUAUGCACAGCACUUACUCAGAUCCUGGGCCUGGUUUUCUCCAUGACGAUGUUCUGUCAGGCAGUGAAAGUAGAGACCUUUUACGCCUAGCCAUCGUUCUCUCUGCCCUUCAGCACAUUUGGAUUGUUUCUCAUCAGAGAGGGACGAAUAUAGACCCACCCACCCUCCUCCUCCUCCUCCUCCUCCUCCUCCUCCUCUUCCCGACAGACUCUUCUUUCCUUGUCCUCUCUGUGACAUUCCCUCUCAGAUGUCACCAGUUCACAGUUUUUCUGCUAACUAUCAACAAGCACAGUGUCAGUGUAUUAUCUGAGUUGAGUUGGUUCCUAUGGUUUGCUCUGUGUCAAAAUGCUAAUUUCUGUGAUACAUUUUAUGAAGCAGUAUUAUGAACAUGUAUAAAAAAAAAAAAAUGUAACCCCUUUUUUUAAUAUGUGUUUUGUUCUAAAUUAUUUUAUGGCUUGUAUGUGUUUUAAAAAUGAGAGCUACAGUUGGGGACUAUGUGAAGUGCUGCAAGUGCAUGUCUCCUGCAAUGAUGUGUAAUAAAUGUUUUUGGCUCGACUAAA
Messenger RNA from Perca fluviatilis (European perch), 2080 nucleotides. RefSeq names its product tetraspanin 4a (gene tspan4a). The coding region runs from base 636 to 1610 and encodes 324 amino acids. The transcript is spliced from 7 exons. NCBI's taxonomy places the organism in Eukaryota, Metazoa, Chordata, Actinopteri, Perciformes, Percidae. Gene Ontology annotation, cellular component: membrane. The record is from RefSeq and is a predicted model, not a curated record.